Microplitis demolitor is the source of this 4028-nucleotide messenger RNA. RefSeq names its product reversion-inducing cysteine-rich protein with Kazal motifs (gene Reck). Gene Ontology annotation, biological process: extracellular matrix organization. The record is from RefSeq and is a predicted model, not a curated record. The coding region runs from base 165 to 2960 and encodes 931 amino acids. The transcript is spliced from 7 exons. NCBI's taxonomy places the organism in Eukaryota, Metazoa, Arthropoda, Insecta, Hymenoptera, Braconidae. Gene Ontology annotation, cellular component: plasma membrane. Gene Ontology annotation, molecular function: metalloendopeptidase inhibitor activity; protein binding.
UCGAGACGCGUUGAACCAAACGCUUCUCGUCACAUUAUUUAUUACCAUAAUUAAAAUCACUUAUAUCCUCCCAUAAAUUUAUCAACAUGUAACAAUUAAUACACCCGUUAAAUUAUUUAUUUUUUACUCCGAAUUCAUUUUUUAAAAAAUAAUUCAGUGCCAAAAUGUGGGUUCAAAAAUUUAUUUAUUUCUGCCCAUGGAUUUUAUUUGGAAUUUUUAAUUUAUCAUACUCUUUACAAGAAAUUUCUUGUUGUUCAGUUGCAGAGGGUCUGUGUCGUAACGCAUGUUCUGAGAUUUCAUUGGUCGCCAUAGGAGCCGAUUCCGAAGCGCGUGAAAAUGUCAGCUCGAGAUUGACCGAAGUCUGUUCCCAUGAAAUGACGGAAUUCUGGGCAUGCGUAAAUUCAACUUUGACUGAGGCUGAUAAUAAUGGAGACUGGGUCGGCAGAAGCUGCUGCCACUUAGCGCAGUAUCCCCUGUGUCAGUCAUCUUGUGCAUUAGCAGGCUCACGGAUGCAUUUAGAAAAUUCCUGCCGUCCGAGUGAUGAAUUGGAAUUCUAUUCAUGCUUAGAAAGACGGGAAGAGGGUGAAAGUUGCUGCAGCAAUGUUUCCAACACGACGUGCCGCUCUGUUUGUCGUGAUUUAUUUCAUAAACCGGGCAAGCAAUUCAGUCUAAAAUUGUACAGUAGCAAGGGUUGCUUUCAUCAAGUGCCAAAGUGCUUGAAAGCAGUCGCCGAGGCAGCGAAUCCUGAAAAUCCAAAGCAGUACUUGAACUGCUGUAAGGAAGCAACGACGCCUGGUUGUCUGGAUGCUUGUAGGAAGGUUUUGUUCAGUGCAUCAUCAAUUCGCGAUAUUCUGGAUACGUUGGAAGAGAAAUGCGGACAAGUUAAGCCACAUAUGCCUCUGUGGAGCUGCAUUCUGCAGACAACUCCAAUAAAACCAUCGCGGGUACCGCUGGAUAUUGGGAAGCUGACGUGUUGUUCGCGAGCUGCAAGUACUAAUUGUCAGAGUCUAUGCUGGAAAGCGUUCCAAGCUGAUUGGGAAGUCGCUUGGUCGCAAAUGGAGACUGAGUGCUUGUCUUCUGCGAAUGAAGCAGACUUGCGUCGGUGUAUUGAAGACUCGGAAGAACCGUGCGAAAUAGGCUGCACUGGGUUGUCUUACUGCACGAAGUUCAACAACCGGCCGGUUAACUUGUUUAGGUCGUGUUCGAAGUCAGCUGAUGACGCAGCACGCUGGGAAGCUGACCAUUGGGCCCGUGGGGGAGUGAUCCGGGGUCUGGGUGUUCCGGUUCGUGCGGAUCCUUCGUGUCCUUUGGAGUCAUUGCGUGCCGCGGCGUGUGUUCUCCAGUUAAGGCCUUGCGAGAAUCGUGUUCAUGAGACCCAGCUGUGUCGGGAAGACUGCCUAGAACUGAUGGCCAAUUGCGUUGAUUGGACGGCAAUAGGGCGAACUCAUACGGCGGCGAGUCUCUGUGCCAAGUUGUCUCCACCGAGACCCGGGAUGCCUUGCGUUUCUUUGAGGCCGUUUAUGGAAGAGGCUCAGGAUGAAGAAACUUUCGGUGGGAUUCUACCCGCGGCAGACGUUUCGACUCCUUGUAAACGGAAUCCUUGCCCUGAUGAUCAAGUCUGCGUUGUCACGCCCAAUGAUAGCAAACUGUACAAGUGCGUCGCCUCGUGUACUUUGGGGGAAAUGUCGCGAUUGCUAGUUCCUUUGAAUACUUGGGUCCAGAUACCACGAAUUGACCAGCAAGGAUGCCAUCGCGUCUGUCAGUGCACUUCUAAUGGGCUAGAAAAGUGUAAAACACUCAACUGUUACAACCCUAAUUCCUGCUGGGUUCAAGAUCGCUUCGUAGCUCAUAGGACCAACUUUUUCCUGGACUGCAAUCCGUGCCACUGCUUCGAAGGUGAAGUUACUUGCUCAAGGAAAACGUGUACUGAGUUGCGCGUUCCUUCACUGCCAUGUGACUGUCCUGCGCACUAUGUCCCAGUUUGCAGCCGGCUUGGAGUCACUUAUGCGAGCGCGUGCUUAGCCAAGUGCACGGGACUAUCUUCCACGGAAAUUCAAUUCGGAAGUUGCUCGUCCAUUGAUCCAUGCCAACCGAAUCCAUGCAAGACCAAUGAAAGAUGUCUGCGCAAACCACGUGUCUGUUUAUCGCCAAUCCACAAACCUUGCAGACAAUACGAAUGCAUUUCCAUGGAUUGCGAUCUUCGGAGUGCUGACGGGGAUCCAGUCUGCGAUCGGGACAACCGUCAGCACAAUUCCUCAUGUGCUUUAGUAAAAUCCGGGGCUAUUCUGGCGUACCACGGGCCUUGUUUGCGGGGAUGCAGUCUUCGGGGGCCGAUUUGUGCCGUGAAUGGUGAAGUUUACAGCAGCGAGUGUGCUGCCUGGGCUGAUAGGACUAUUGUCGACUACGUGGGAACUUGCGUUGCCGUGGGUGUGAUCGGCGAUCGAAACAUUCCUAGAUGUGGUGACAAUGUCAAGUGUCCUAGACUAAAUCCUGCGAAUUGCAUUGGCGUUACUCCUCCAGGAAGUUGCUGUCCAGUUUGUGGCGGCGCUGCCCGGAUAUUUUACUCCAAAAAACAGUUGGAUCGGAUUUACUACAUGAUGGAAGAAGAAGCCGACAAAGAUGCCGUCACACUCGACAAACUUCUUCUGGCCCUAGGAAGACAAAUUCAAGUAGCCCAGUGCUCAUUGCGCGGGCACGUUACCCCAGAGAAUGACAUAUUCGUCAUUGUUCAGUCAACGGUAAAAGAGCCGUCGGCUUUGCAAUUGAGAGCUUGCAUCGCGGAAACCGAGAAACUCAUCGUCCGAAUCAGUGAACGCAGUUCCAAAGUCGUCGCUGAAGUGCCCCUGGGAUCCUUAACCCGAGCAGAAAUCGCUCAUGGACACGUUUCUACGGCUACUUCACCAGUUUCCUCACUCGCGAUGACGAUUCUGUUCUACGUUAUCAUCAAAUUUUUUGCGUAAAAUACAACGCAAUAAUUUUUUAACCAUUGGCGCCCUCUGUGGCUGCCAAGUGUUCAAGUCUGUGAUCCUUCUAGUGCCUAUACUUAAUUUUAUUUAGAUUGUUCACUUUUUUUUUAAUUUUAUAUGUAAUUAGUAUUUUUUAAAAAUCUUGUACUGCCAAAGAAAUAUUAUUUACGCGUAUUGGUUUGUUUGUUUUAUUUAAAAAUAAGAUUAUUUGCGUAUAAUUUUUUUAAUUAUUUGACUUAUUGAUAUGAAUUUAUUGUUACUGUGUGUUCUAGUUAUUAAUUAUUGUGUAAUUAAAAAUUUUUAUUAUUAUAAUUAUACUUUAAGGGGAAAGGGUCUGAUAAAAAAAAAAAGAGGAUAUGUGAUUUUUUUUUAGAGAAGCUUCUUUUUUAAAAUUCUCAAAAUUUGUGACACUAUUAAGCGACAUUCCAAGAAUAUCCUGCUAAAUUUUCAGAAAAAAAUAUUUAAAAAUAAGCCAGUAGUAGUGGGGAGAGACGAGUCACUUGAAAAAAGUCUCCAUGCCGUAGGCAGGAUAACUCAUGACUGCCUCAUCUGAAAUAAAAAAACCAAAAAGAUUUCUUUAGUACACAAGUUUAUCUUAGAUUUGAACGAAGGAUUUUUUUUUUCAAUAACUACUUACUUUUUAAUAAAACAAAAGGAGCAAUUUUUGGGAAAAAUCAUAGUUUUUUUAUUGCACCUUUACCAAAAAUUCAAAAAUGAAUAUUUUGUUUAUUCCUUGAUUCAAAUCCAAGAUAAACUUGUGUUCUAAAGAAAUCUUUUUGGUUUUUUUAUUUCAGAUGAAGCAGUCAUGAGUUAUCCUGCCUACGGCAUGGAGACUUUUUUUUGACUCGUCUCUCCCCACUACCACCGGCUUAUUUUUCAAUAUUUUUCUCCAAAAACUUAGCAGGAUAUUCUUGGAAUGUCGCUUAAUAAUGUCACAAAUUUUGAGAAUUUUAAUAAACAAGCUCCUCUGAAAAAAAAUAUCACAUAUCCUAUUUUUUUUUGUAUCUCAGACCCUUUUCUCCCUGAAUAAGAAUAUUGAAAUAUGUAUUUGUAAAUUUUGUU